AUGGAAAAGCCUGCCAGGACGACCCUGAGUACCACUCGUCCUUCGGACAACUGGUCAUCCAAGGGCGGGUGGUACCUCGUGUGCGCCUACUGCGCCUGGGAGACCAUCGCUCUGACGCUGUCGACGCUCUACUCCUUCGCGCAGCCAGUCGUGCAGGAGAGGUAUGGCGUGGGUAACGUCCAGAUCGUCACGCUGGGCCAGUCCAUGCAGAUCAUGGGCAAUAUGCUAGGUGUAUCGCUGUUGAGCCCCCUCUCGGAUGUCUUUGGCCGUAAGAGAGUGACAAUAUUCUCCAUGCUGGCUUACUCCAUCCUCAAUCUAGGCACAGCAUACGCACCCAACCUACCCACCCUCAUUGUCUUCAUGUUUCUGAGCGGCGCCGCCUGGUCAACCUCCCUCUCGCUCGUCCCCGCCGUCUUCAGCGACCUGUACCUAGACAGAGACGACAUUGGCCAGCCCAUUGCGCUCUUUGUCAUCGGUGCCAGCGUCGGGCCCACCCUCGGCGGUGUCGUCGCCACAGCUCUCAUGGACGCCGGGGCUGAUCUCAAAUGGUACUUUUUGAUCACCGUCUUUGUUAGUGCCGCGUGCGCUAUUCCCAUGUCUUUUGUGCCCGAGUCUUCCAAUGCGGCCCGGGCCGGUGAUGGAAGCAAGGCCACCGGUCCGGUUCCGCAGACUAAGCUUGACGCCGGUCCAACCCCCCGUGGGGGGUGGUAUUUCCUGACGAGAGUCUGGUACCUUCUCGCUACAGAGCCCAUCAUCUGGAUCACGGGUAUCUACAACGGCCUCGCUAACGGUGUCUUCGUUCUCACUGUUGGGGGGUCCAUCACGACUCUGACGGAUUUCAAGGGUCUUCCCCUGAUGGAAGCUGCCAUCUCCAUCAUCUUCAUGGCCAUUGGCGUGGUCCUCGUAUGGUUCGUGAUGCCCACACAGACCCGCCUCUACAGGGAAGACAAAAUACGACACCACGGCAGCGCCAUUCCCGAAUCGCGACUCCUGCUCGUUCAGGACGUGAUCUGGAUGUUCCCCGUAGCCUUAUUCUGGUCCGCUUUCACAGGCGGCGCCGCGUGGGGUAAGUGGCACCAGGCCUUGACGGGCGGCGUCGUUGCGUUUACAGACUCGUUCCUGUACCAGUGCCUCUUGAUCUACAUUCUGGCUGUGCACUUUGGUGUCCCCAUGUUUCAGAAGCUCGGCCCGGAGUGGGCUUUUGGUCUGCUGGCUGUCUUUACGGCUGGGUUUGUGGUACCUGGGUUUUACGCCAUCAAGAGAUACGGACUUGCGAUGCGGGGGAGGUCCCCCGCGACUAAGAAGGGCUUCCGGCUUUGA
Colletotrichum scovillei is the source of this 1320-nucleotide messenger RNA. RefSeq names its product polyamine transporter 2. The transcript has 5 exons. The record is from RefSeq and is a predicted model, not a curated record. Gene Ontology annotation, cellular component: membrane. Gene Ontology annotation, biological process: transmembrane transport. Lineage: Eukaryota; Fungi; Ascomycota; Sordariomycetes; Glomerellales; Glomerellaceae. Gene Ontology annotation, molecular function: transmembrane transporter activity. Bases 1 to 1320 code for a protein of 439 amino acids.